UGUGCUGCGAUUCCGGCCAUUUGAAUGAGCUGUAGCUUCGGGUUCGCGGUGUUUCUCCGGAGUUUAUUUUACUAUUAUUAUAAUAAUAACAAUUUCAACACUACACUGCAGCAUGAAUAUAGUAGCCGGUGCCGUAUAAAGCUGAGUGUUUCAUCUGCGUGUGUUUACAACAAAACCGUUCAAGUUCAACUUUAGUAAAGCGGACCUGUCUUGACUUGUUGGAAUCUGCAUGGACUAACAUGAAAAGCCUAAAAGCAAAGUUCAGGAAGACUGAUACCAACGAAUGGAGCAAAAAUGACGAGCGUCUCCUGAGUGCUGUGGAACAUGGAGAGGCGGAGAAGGUCACCUCGCUCCUGGCCAAGAAAGGAGCCAGUGCCACCAAACUGGAUGGCGAGGGCAAGUCUGCUCUGCAUGUUGCAGUGACGCGUGGUCAGGCCGAAUGUCUCGCCAUCAUCCUUGCCCAUGGAGCUGAUGUGUCUGUAGUGGACGCUUCAGGUUUUAGUGCUUUACACCUUGCUGCCAAAAACAACUAUCAGGAAUGUGCCAAAAAACUCAUACAGAGUAAAUGUGUUAUAGAUGCUCUGGACAGCAGCGGGAGGACUGCACUUCAUCAUGCAGCUGCAAAUGGAAAUGUUGUCAUUGUUCAACUCCUGUGUGAGCACAAGUGUCCUGUGAAUAUAAAGGAUAUGGAUGGAUCCACACCCCUGCUUCUGUCAGCGAGAUAUGCCCAUACAGAGGUCUGUGGAAUCCUGCUGGACUGGGGAGCCAACAUCAACACCUGUGAUCGGAAUGGCAGGAGUGCUGUCAUGCUGGCAGGAGAGAGCAGCUGCGUGGCAACCGUGGAUCUUCUCGUGCAAAGGGGAGCCGAUCUACACCUGCUUGACUCACUAGGACAUGAUGUGCUGCAUUAUGCCAAGCUGUCAGGCAGCACGGAAGUUUGCGCAGUCAUCAACACUGCCCUGCAGCGCCACCUGGCCGAGUCAGAUAAGAGCUCCCCCAGAAGUCAGCAGCAUGAACCCACGACUAAGCUAAACGACGAGAGAAGCACAACCCCAAAAAAACGAAAAGCACCCCCUCCUCCUAUUAGCCCUGUGCAGCUGCUGGAUGCUGUGUCUCCACCGUAUGUGACCCCGAAUGAAACUCCAGUGUCGAGUAAAAGUGGCCAGAGGUUCAAUUACAAGGAGGAAGAACUGAGGAGUCUGUCACUUUUGAGAGAAGAGAUCGAGAAGCUCCAGGAAGAGAAGAGCAUGCUGCUGGAGACCAUUGAAGAUCUGAAGCAGAUUAAGGAGCAGACUGAGCCCAAGGCUGAAUGCAGCGGAAACUCGGCACUGCUUGCAGCCCUUCAAGCCAAGGUUGCCUCUCUCUCACUGGAGAACCAGCAGCUUGCUCAGAUCAUCAAGAAGCGUCCACCCCCUCAAGGUGAAGAAGGCAAGGAGGACUCGCGCCCAAACAGUUUUGACUCCAACACAUCAUACCAUUCAACUCAUGCAGAAUUCGAUCAAUCCAGUGAGCAGGAGCUUUUUGAGAGCUCAGCCUUAAAGCAUGAAGGAGUGAGUGAGCCCACCAAGGCAGUGCAUCAGGAUGAAAUCACAUUGCUUAGGAAUGAACUGCAGAGCCUACAAAUUGAACUGGAUGAGUCGAAGCUGGAGAACUGCUCCCUGAGGGCCAGACUCGAGAUUAACCCAAGGGAAAUCGGAAAUGAAGGUCUGUCAGAAUGCAUGGCUGAGCUCAAGGCCAAGUUGGCAGACAUGCAGAAAAAAUACCAGGAAGUGUUAUUAGAGCUAGAAUCCCUCCGGAUGGAGCGGGUGAGAGUGGCACCUACAGGAUCUCCAAGCCAAGAUGAUCAAGUAUUACAAAAGUUUCAGUAUUUAAAAGGCUGUCUUGAGCAGGAGGUAAAAGAUCUGAAGACAAAGCUGGACAACUUGCAGGAAGAGAAGGUGCAUGAUGCUCAGUUAAUAAAAAAACUGGAGGCUAGGCUUGAGAGUGAGAGUCGUCGGAUUAAUGAGGAUGAAUGUCAGGACCUAAAAAACUCUUACAGCAUCCUGGUGGAGAACAUCAACCAGGAGAAGGCACUGUUGAUUGAGAAGUACGAGGAGGCACAGGAUGAGAUUAAGAUGCUUCAGGAAGCCCUGCGUGGCACGGUGUCUGUCGAGGCUGCUGCUAAAGACUUUGAUGAGAUGAAGGCAGAGAUGGGUGGGGUUAUUGAUGGACUCCAAAAGCGCCUGCUAGAGCUCUCGAAAUCCUACAGUGAGGCGAAAAAUGAACUUGCCGAAACUCGAAGCCAGCUCCAGGCCAAAGCCUUGGAGAUUAAGCAGCUAUCACAGGCGGUUUGUUUGACUAAAGAGCAGCAUGAGGAAAAAUUGCAAAAGCUGAAACUUAAGUUUGAGGAUGUGCAGAAUUUGUCAAAGGACACUGAAGUUAGGUAUCAGUCAGCACUGAAAGAGAUUUCACAACUCAAACAGGAUGCAGAAGUUCAGGCCAAGUCGUCAGUGACCAUUGCAGACCAUACCCGGGUCAUGGCCUCAUUAGGAAAUGCCAUUAAGAGUUUAGAAUCCGAAGUGGAUGCCCUUAAAGAACAGCUCACACAGAAGACCUCGCAGCUGGAUGACCUGCUAAAUGGACCUACUGUGGGUAAGAACCUGACUCCAAAUGAAUGUGUUUCUAAACUGGAAAAUGAGCAGAUGAGAGAGUCCCUAGAGGGCAAGAUCAAUCACGUCACACAGCUUCUUCAGGAUGCUCUGAGGAAGCAGGAUGAGAUGGCACUAGAGGUGACUGCCGCAUGGCAGGAGGUGAAGGAUGGCAAGAACGAGAAAGAGGCAGCACAGAAGCUUGCUGUAGCAAGAGAGCAGGAGAAUAAUGUGCUGAGUGGGAAAUGCAGAGAGGGCCAGGAAGCCAUUAUGCAGCUUAAAAAGCAGGUGGAAAACCAUGUUAACUCUGAGAGGGAGAAGAAUAAAAAGAUCGACGAUCUAUCAAAAGAGGUGGGGAAGUUGAAAGAGGCCUUGAACAGCUUGUCCCAGCUCUCAUAUACGACAAGCAGCCCGAAAAGCAGACAGCAGAGCCAGCAAGUCGAUUCUCUCCAACAGCAGAUCAAGCAGCUGCAGUACCAACUGGCUGAGUCUAAAAAGAGGCAUCAUGAAAUUGUUUCUGUGUACCGAAUGCACCUCCUGUACGCCGUUCAGGGUCAGAUGGAUGAAGAUGUACAAAAUGCCCUUAAACAAAUCCUGGUUAUGUGUAAAAUACCAUCGGAGGAAAAAUGACAGCGGUGUUGUUUUUCUGCCUAAAUAACAGUGGUUAAAGGAAACUUGCACUUGUUUAGAGAAUUUGUCUGGAUUAAAAGGACUGAAUCAUCAGUCCUUCCUACAUCUAUGGAAAAAUAAAAGGAAGAAUGAUGUAAGGUUAUCAGUUGUUCUUUUGUUACAGCAAGCACUUGGUUAUAAAAGCAUCAGACAAUCAAAUAAAGAAUAAAGCAGUAAAAUUGAGAAUGCAUGUUAUAAUUGGAAUUAUUUUUGUGUGCAUUAAGACAUUGUAAUAAGGAACGUUCAGCAUAGUUCAUGUUUAAGUUAUUUCGUUUGUUUAAAAUACAGCAGAGAUCUGAAAUGUUAACUUGUUGAGAGGGUGGAGCUUAUGUUAUUCAAUCAGCCAUCAUAUUUUUCAUUUUCAUGUGCAUAGCUCAGAUUUGGUAUAAAACACCUUUAAUAGAUAAUUUUAUAGUAAUAUUAUCUACAUAGUGAAGCACAAAACAUACAACUGUUUUUUUUUUUAAUAGAAACAUUGAACUAGCAGGUGGGGAUGGGUAUCAUUAUGGUUUACAUUGCACAUAUCUUUAGCUGAAUUUUUUCGGCUCCUUGGUAUAUUUAUGUGAACAUACAGUAUUUACCACAAUGUCAUUUAACUUGUUCGGUAUAUACAGUAUUCAUAAAUAAAAAUGUAUAAAAGCCAAAAUAAAACUGGCAACCUUUAUAUAAACAGAUGGCUACUCGUCCCCCUGAACCACUAAUUAAGUUUAGAAUUUGAUUUAGUUAGCUAUCUUUAGCUGCAACCUAAAAUACAUUCAAACAAUAUCUAAACUGACUACAUGAGAUUCCCUGUCACCCACAACACCCAUCACAGUUGUGUUAAAUUUGCUGAACAUUACCUGCUAAUAUCCCUGUCAUAGAGCCAGUAAAUGAAUGAGCGGACAAUGGCUGUAGUCUGUUUCUCUUGCAGUCAAACACAAAGCAACUUUCUGCUUCUAAAUUUAUUCCACAUACAUUCAGGUGUUUUAUUAAUCUUAUCCUAUUGUCAAUCUGGAAAGCGAUGUCCUUUUUGUACAUAUUGCAAUGUGUACUGAUAAGAUCAAGGAUAAAACAUUUUCCCUAUUUUUGCUUUUUUGGCUUUGAUUUUUUUUUUUUACACCUACCAUGUGAUGUAUAUCAUAGUUAAGCCUCUCGCACUACAACAUACAUGUGAGCCUUUUCUCUGGGCGUUGUAAUAACCAUGCUGCAUGCUUACUGACUCACCGACACUGAUGACAUUUACUCCUUAGGUAUGAA
Clarias gariepinus (North African catfish) is the source of this 4532-nucleotide messenger RNA. RefSeq names its product retinoic acid induced 14 (gene rai14). The record is from RefSeq and is a predicted model, not a curated record. The coding region runs from base 240 to 3257 and encodes 1005 amino acids. Gene Ontology annotation, molecular function: actin binding. The transcript is spliced from 18 exons. NCBI's taxonomy places the organism in Eukaryota, Metazoa, Chordata, Actinopteri, Siluriformes, Clariidae.